Messenger RNA from Benincasa hispida (wax gourd), 1558 nucleotides. RefSeq lists its product as uncharacterized. Gene Ontology annotation, molecular function: protein binding. NCBI's taxonomy places the organism in Eukaryota, Viridiplantae, Streptophyta, Magnoliopsida, Cucurbitales, Cucurbitaceae. The record is from RefSeq and is a predicted model, not a curated record.
GCUGAAAGGGGGAAAAAAAGGUAUUGAGGUUAUAGAAGGAAGAGAUGAUAGUAUCGUCAUUAUAGUCUCGCACCAGGGGUACUUACGUAACUUCAUUUAAAAUUUUUUGGAUUAUAGUACCAAUUUCUCGCGUACAAGGUUCAGUUAUACGUGGAAGAAGAAGAACAAAGCGUCUUCACUGCCAAUGCGGAAUUCUAACUAUCACUUCAUGUCAUAUUGAAGCCUAUUCAAUCGUUUCGCACAAUUUUAUCGAAUCAGAUACAGAAUCUCUUGAUUUGAACAGUGAGAAAUUUAGCAGAAUUUUGGAAGAAUUCGGGAGAAUGCAUUCGUUGAGCUUCAAGGUUGUAGGUGAUUUUAAUGCGGGAUCGAGGAUGAAUUUACCUAGACGAGGAAGCUUUUGCUUUCCGGAAAUGGAGGUUGGGGCAAUGAGGUUUUCUGGGGGCCGUCGAGCAUUUGGAAGACAUUGUAGGAUUGUAGCAUGCACUUCGGAGAGAAAUGGUGAUGGUGGUGGCGGACAGAGCCAGAGCGCGAGUACGAGUCGGAGUCGUUCGUUUCUAUCCCGCAGUGAAACUUAUGCUCUACUGAAGCAGCAAUUGGAGGUUGCUGCCAAGUCCGAGGAUUAUGAAGAAGCUGCGAGGAUACGUGACUCGUUAAAACUAUUUGAAGAGGAAGAGCCAGUUCUGCGUCUCCGAAGACUGAUGAAGGAAGCUAUUUCUAGUGAGAGGUUUGAGGAUGCUGCAAAAUAUCGUGACGAGCUGAAUGAAAUUGCCCCUCACUGUCUUCUGAAAUGUGCAAGUGAUGCAACAACUUUGGGUAUCAGGGUACAAGUUAGGAGCAUUUACAUAGAAGGCCGAAGCCAACCUUCAAAGAAUCAGUACUUUUUUGCAUACCGAAUAAGAAUAACGAAUAAUUCAAACCGUCCAGUUCAACUUCUCAGAAGACAUUGGAUUAUCACCGAUGCAAAUGGGAAAACAGAAAAUGUCUGGGGCGUUGGUGUUAUUGGUGAACAACCAGUUAUACUUCCUAAGACUGGGUUUGAAUACUCAUCAGCAUGCCCAUUAAGUACUGCUAACGGCAGAAUGGAAGGUGACUUUGAAAUGAAAUACAUCGACCGAGUGGGCGAACAAUCAUUUAACGUUGCUAUUGCUCCGUUUUCUCUCUCCAUAUUAGGAGAUAGCACAGAUGCUUUCUAAUGUUUAAACUGCAACCAAAAGUCAACCAUGCAGAGGUUUUUCGGGACAUCAAGAAGUCUGUCGAAAAUGCUGUUUGCAGAUUUUGUAGAUAAUCUUUCGCUAGGGAUGCAGAAGACCAAAGCUUGCCAACAAAUCCAUUAUUUUCUUAAAUGAAUUUGGAAAUGUUAGGAGCUUCUUAUGUUUGCAAACUCUGAAGAGAGUUGUUGUAAAGAUCAAUGUAUAUAGAUUUGUUGGAACUUUAAGCGAAUAGGUAGACCUAAUUCAUUAUUGCGAAGCUUUCAGUCGGAUUGAAGUUGAACCAUAUUGUAUUCAAGAAUUGUCAUCAACAUUUCAGAUUUAUGCUGGCACCGUCUUGAUGAUUAAAA